AUGUCCGAAGAAGCCCAGACGAUCAGAGAAACUCCCGAAAAAUUGGUAACAGCAGUACGGAAGUCAGUCCUUGCCAGACCCGCUGCCUCUACCAAGACAGCGAGACUUAUUAACAAGCAGAAACUGGGGGAUAAAGCCAACGGAACGGUAGACAUAGGGCAGUGGCCGGCUGAUGCCAUAGCAUACAUCAAAAAACUACGCCGUGACCUAGCUGCUCAUCCUCACAACCGGGACAAGCCUAACACGACCUCUCCUCACAUGAAAGCAGAUGUCCAGAUGACCGAAACAGUGGCACAACCGGAGAUCCCACACGCCAAACUGAAGAUCACCUCCCGAGCGCAAACAGUGCCCAAGACCCCAACAGGCUCGAGGCUCCUUUCACAAAUAGCAGCAGCAUCCACCCACGCCCCCACGAUUGCAUCCCCUAAUGGCCCAAGGCCUGCCCAUGGCGCCAUUUUCACCACAGGUCCCUUCCCCCCUAUCCAUUACUCCCACCCUAUGGCACACAUCGACAACAUUGACCCUAACUAA
Messenger RNA from Heterobasidion irregulare TC 32-1, 531 nucleotides. RefSeq lists its product as uncharacterized. The coding region runs from base 1 to 531 and encodes 176 amino acids. The transcript has 2 exons. NCBI's taxonomy places the organism in Eukaryota, Fungi, Basidiomycota, Agaricomycetes, Russulales, Bondarzewiaceae. The record is from RefSeq and is a predicted model, not a curated record.